AUGUCCUCAAAUCGUGGAACAUCUGCGAGCAGUAGCAGUUUACAGUUAAACACUACGCAGCUGUUGCUUGUGCGUAAAACAUGGGCACAUGCAAGAAGUCAAGGAUCACUGGAACCGGCAAUGAGCAUCUUUCGAAACAGUUUCUUCAAAUGUGCCGAAAUUCGAACACUAAUGAUGGCUGGGCCCAAAAAUGCUGAAAUUAUGGACAAAUUGAUAACAGGGCUGGAAAGUAAAAAAGAGGUAGUAGAGGAGCUGCGGUCAGCUGGUCGGGCGCAUAUUUCAUUGCCUCGGGAUUCGCGCGAACAAUGUUUGUAA
Gongylonema pulchrum is the source of this 315-nucleotide messenger RNA. The record is from the annotation of a GenBank genome assembly. NCBI's taxonomy places the organism in Eukaryota, Metazoa, Nematoda, Chromadorea, Rhabditida, Gongylonematidae.